AUGAAUGAAAAUGAGUUGAAAUUGCUGUUUUACAUUAUGUCAAUUCUGGAGAUGCUAAAUGCCAUUCGAAUAAUACAGUCAAAACACACAGCACAAAAGGAAGUAAAGAUAGAGGUCUCAACGAGGUACCUUGAUGAACAAUGUUUUUCUUUGCUUGCAAAUAGCGAUGUUAGAAACAUCAUAACUCAUUUGGAGUUUAGAAGCUUUUGUUUAAUCGAUGUCAAUUUGGAUCACUUUGAGAAUUUAAGGAGCUUUCGUGGAGAUGAAAUUAGAGUUGUAGUUAGCCUUGAUCAUUCGCUUCAAGAGCUUACAUUGUUCAAUGGCGUGAUCUCAAGUCUCCCAUACAACUUGAAUAAAUUAUCGUUGGUGGAUUGCAAAAUUGUCUGGCGACAUCCUCAACCUCGGUUGCAGCAGUUAAGGUCUUUGGUCGUGAGUAACAGCCCGCACUGUCAAGCAAACUGUUACAGCUCACUCUUUUGUAUGACGUUGUUCGGGGAUGACAUAUUGCAAGAUACAUUGUGGAAUGACGAACUUGAAGAACUCGUCGUUACCGAUAGAGAGAGUCACAGACUUGGACAUAUGCUCAAGUCGAGUAAGCUACGCCGAGUUGGAUUUUUCGGAAGUAUGACGAAUGAUAUGUCUCCUGAGCUAGAAGAAAUUAGCAUUAUAGGAGGUGAAGUGAUUAACGAUAUUACAAAAUUUACCAAUUUGAAAACACUUUCAAUUCAAUGGCCACUGAAAAAGUUGAAUUCGAUGGUUUUUCCUCCUAAUUUGACCAAGAUUUACAUUAGGUACGCUGAAGAAUGUGGAGUUAAAAAAAUAGUAUUUCCAAAAGGCUUAUUGGACCUCACGUUGGCUGACUGUGCUUUAGAACACUACGAAACCACCAAUUUGCCCAAAACUCUCGUCAAGUUAUCUAUAACCGAUAACGAUUUGACUGAAUUUAAAUGUGAUCUUCCUGACUGUACGGAUAUGAACUUGAGCGGCAACGAACUAGAAGCAAUUCGUAUCAAUACUCCCAAAUUGAUAUCGUUAAACUUGAAUGAAAAUCUGUUCAGCGCAUUUCCCAGAGUUUCAAACACAGUCAAAGAUCUACUGGUGGGCAGCAAUGAGAUUGACCUAUCUACUUUGAAAGAUUUACCCCCAGCUCUCAAAACAUUAACUAUGUACAUUUCAGCCAAAGGCAAGUUGACAAACUUUACUUUUCCUGCCUCUUUAGAAGAGAUUGACCUUUCUGGAGACCCUUUGGAGAUUUCGGGCAUCAAUUUUCCUCCUGAUUCAAAGUUGAAGAAAUUGAACUUGAGCAUGGCUUCAUUGGGAGUGAUCAGUGACGCUACCAUCAAAUUACCACAAGGUUUAGAGUGGUUGGACUUAUAUGGAAAUGGAUUGGAGACCAUCGAUGAUCUCCUGAUCCCACAGUCAUUGAAAUUUUUGGACUUGGGAAAUAACAGGCUUGAAUCGUUCAAUGUUCCUUCAAGCAUACAGACUUUGCUCAUUAGCGAUAAUCCUUUCUUCUCUAACUUGCAAGUGUCUGCCGACCUGGACCUUCGGUCGCUAGUCUUGGAAGAGGUGGGAUGGAAAGACUUCAGCUUUGGGAUGUUGAACGCAAGGAAACUUGAGAUGUUGAAAUUAGGACCUGAAGUGGAGAGCUUGGAUGUUUCAGAAAUGCCAUCAACACUUCAAUAUUUGAAAUACGGAGGUGAUUUUGAACAUCCUGAUUUCGUUCUACAACGUAGUGACGAAGAUGGUCUUCCGUUGUAUCGCCGGAUUUCAUCGAAGAUACAGAGGUGA
Messenger RNA from Meyerozyma guilliermondii ATCC 6260, 1791 nucleotides. RefSeq lists its product as uncharacterized. Gene Ontology annotation, molecular function: protein binding. Lineage: Eukaryota; Fungi; Ascomycota; Pichiomycetes; Serinales; Debaryomycetaceae. The record is from RefSeq and is a predicted model, not a curated record. The transcript has a single exon. Bases 1 to 1791 code for a protein of 596 amino acids.